GCUCACAGCACCAGACCUAAAGAACCCAGCAGAAAACUCCUGCCCCACCAUGAACGGCAAACUCGUAGCUGUCCUGGCUCUUUUCCUGAUCUCAGCAGCUGUGUCUCAAGGCAGGACUCUGGCAAGGAUGGCAACCGAGCUCCGGUGCCAGUGCAUCGCCACUCACUCCAGGUUCAUUCCCCCGAAAUCCAUCCAAGAUGUGAAGCUGACACAGAGCGGCCCCCACUGCAAGAAUGUUGAAGUCAUAGCUACUCUGAAGGACGGCAGAGAGGUGUGCUUGGAGCCCACUGCUCCCUGGGUACAGCUGAUUGUAAAGGCAAUUUUGGCCAGGGCUCAACAAAAUUCUGACUCUCCUCUCUAAGAAACACCCAGACAGAAAAAAUCUUGGAACUGCUUCUGCUCCUCUGUCAAGGGAAGUGUUUGG
Messenger RNA from Hirundo rustica (Barn swallow), 424 nucleotides. Its product is annotated as interleukin-8-like. Bases 50 to 361 code for a protein of 103 amino acids. The record is from RefSeq and is a predicted model, not a curated record. Lineage: Eukaryota; Metazoa; Chordata; Aves; Passeriformes; Hirundinidae. Gene Ontology annotation, molecular function: chemokine activity; CXCR chemokine receptor binding. Gene Ontology annotation, biological process: antimicrobial humoral immune response mediated by antimicrobial peptide; chemokine-mediated signaling pathway; inflammatory response. Gene Ontology annotation, cellular component: extracellular region. The transcript has 4 exons.